AUGGAUGUCAAGAAUGCGUUCUUCAAUGGUGAUCUUCAUGAGGAAGUAUACAUGUCUCCUCCCCCUGGUCGGAUUAUUCUCUCCUUAUAUCUCGAUGACAUGAUUAUUACGGGUGAUGAUCAUGAUGGGAGUUUGGUUUACCUGACUGUCACUAGACCGGAUAUUGCUCAUGCCGUUCAUGUGGUUAGCCAGUUUGUUACUACUCAUACUAUUGUUCAUUGGGCAGUUGUUCUUUGUAUUUUGAGAUAUCUGUAUGGUACUCAGUUCUGCACUCUUUUGUUUCCAUCUACAUCAUCUCUUGAGUAUUUGACGACAACGAUGGAAAUUGGGAUAGUGCUAUUUAUGAUCGUAAUUCCACUAUUGGGUAUUGUGUUUUUUCUUGGAGAUUCAUUAAUAUCAUGGAAAAACAAGAAACAAGAUGUUGUCUCUCAAUCUUCUACAUAA
This is a messenger RNA of Lactuca sativa (garden lettuce), 444 nucleotides long. NCBI's taxonomy places the organism in Eukaryota, Viridiplantae, Streptophyta, Magnoliopsida, Asterales, Asteraceae. The record is from RefSeq and is a predicted model, not a curated record.